Candidozyma haemuli is the source of this 375-nucleotide messenger RNA. It is a transcript of the gene QCR7, whose product is annotated as ubiquinol--cytochrome-c reductase subunit 7. The transcript is spliced from 2 exons. NCBI's taxonomy places the organism in Eukaryota, Fungi, Ascomycota, Pichiomycetes, Serinales, Metschnikowiaceae. The record is from RefSeq and is a predicted model, not a curated record. Gene Ontology annotation, biological process: mitochondrial electron transport, ubiquinol to cytochrome c. The coding region runs from base 1 to 375 and encodes 124 amino acids.
AUGGCUUCUAUAACAUCGAUCGUCAAGGCAUCCGACUGGAUUUUAUCCAGACCAACUUUGGCUAAGGUUGUUACACCGCUCGCCAAAACUUUUGUUGCAUACGCUGGCUAUAGAGAAAUGGGGUUGAAAUUUAACGACUUGAUCGCUGAAGAGAAUCCUAUUGCUCAGAAAGCGAUUUCAAGACUUCCUGAGGAUGAAAGCUACGCUAGAAACUUUAGGAUUAUCACUGCUCAUCAAUGUGCUUUAUCUAAUCAUUUGCUUCCUCCAAACAAGGUUGUCAAACCAGAGGAGGAUAACCAUUACUUGAUUCCGUAUCUCUUGGAAGCUGAAAAAGAAGCUUUUGAGAAGAAGGAGUUGGACAACAUCCAAGUAUGA